Molecule: messenger RNA, 936 nt
Organism: Sclerotinia sclerotiorum 1980 UF-70
Lineage: Eukaryota; Fungi; Ascomycota; Leotiomycetes; Helotiales; Sclerotiniaceae
Exons: 2
Coding region: 1-936 (311 amino acids)
Source: RefSeq, a predicted model, not a curated record
AUGACCUACGAUAUAACGAUCAAAAAAGUCGCCAUAGCAGGUGCAUCCGGCCAAAUAGGCCAAGCAAUCCUCAAAGAGCUCCUAAAAUCCGAACUCUUCGAAAUCACAAUCCUAACCCGAGACUCCACAACCUACCAAACACUCUUCGCCCCGGCCAUCAAAAUAAUCCAAGUCGACUACAGCUCCCUGGACUCCCUAACCCAAGCCGUCACAGACCAAGAUGCCGUCAUCUCUACUAUAUCCCCGCGCGCGAUCCCCGUGCAAAAACUCCUCAUAGACGCCUGUAUCCAAGCACAUGUGCACCGUUUCAUCCCCUCAGAAUACAGCUAUGAUUUCUGCAACCCCCUCAUCCAGAAACACAUAACCCACCAUCCCAUCUUCGCGCAAAAACUCGCCAUAGAAACCUAUCUCCAAGACCAAACCACCAGCACCACCACACUAAGCUACACCCUCCUCUACAGCAACCCCAUCCUCGAACCAUCCCUCCAAAAAAACACCUUCUUCCACUUCCCCACGCACAGUGCAACCCUCACCCCAUCUUCAAAAACCCACCCCAUCUCCCUCACCACUCUCCCCUCCCUCUCCAAAGCCAUCCGACGCAUCCUUACCCAUCCCCGUGAAACUGCCAAUCGACCCAUCCGCAUCAAAGAUAUCGAUGUGACGCAUUACCAACUCCUAUCCAUCGCAGAAUCACUUACCCCCGAUCAAGAAUGGGAUAUCCAGGAAGAAGAAUUCAAAGAAGAAAAAGAAGAAACCACUAAAGAUGCAAUUACAUCAACUCCAAAUAACGAGAGAAAUUUCAAUUUCGGAGGAAAUUUCGAAAAAGUACAUAAUUGUAUUUUUGGAAUUAAGGAGAUGACGCUCACGGAAUUGGAGGAUUUGAUGAGGGUUACGUUUUCUGGGAUGGAGAAGGAACAGGGAAAGGAGAGUUCGUGA